Messenger RNA from Falco peregrinus (peregrine falcon), 4223 nucleotides. Its product is annotated as programmed cell death 1 ligand 2. The transcript is spliced from 7 exons. Gene Ontology annotation, cellular component: external side of plasma membrane. Gene Ontology annotation, biological process: T cell costimulation; immune response; negative regulation of T cell proliferation. NCBI's taxonomy places the organism in Eukaryota, Metazoa, Chordata, Aves, Falconiformes, Falconidae. The record is from RefSeq and is a predicted model, not a curated record. Bases 954 to 1922 code for a protein of 322 amino acids.
UCUUGCGAUCUGGUCAUAAAUUAAAAGGUAGAGUGAUGAACAACAGUAUGGGAGUAAAUUGUACCUAGUAACAGUAAAAUGCACAGAGACAUCCAUCAGUAAGGUUGUUCAAUAGAACAGAAUACUUUAUGCUGAAAAAGAGCCCUGGCAGUCACCUAGCCCAACCUUCCACUCAAAGUAUGGCCAACUUAAAUCCAGUUGCCCAGGCUUUGUCCUGUCAAGUUUGGUAUAUUUGCAAGAGUGGAGACUGACAACCUUCAGCUGGGCAACACUGUUUGACUAUGCCUCAUUGUGAUUAUUUUUUUAUAAAUGAUGUGGAUAUAGAUGAAAAAUGUACAGAAAAUGUCUUCUGCAAAUGUUAGGUAAUCUCUCAAGGAGUUAUUGUAAAACUAAUCUGAUGAAAAUUGAGAAAAUGUAACUUGAUAGUUUCAUGAAUGCAGAACAGUCCUAGUAAAUGCUAGUUCAGAUGCCAAGGCUGUGUACUACUCUAAAUGGGUAUAAAUCCAGCAAAAAAAUAUGGCUGUAAUUAAAAGCAGAAUUUGACCAUAUAAAUUUUACAGAAUCCUUUGAGUAAGCUUGUUUGAAUGCACAUUCUCAGCAAUGCAGAGCAUUGAACUCAAACUAUGAAAUCUCAAAAUGAAACUGGAACUGCUGACAAAUUCCUAUGAAACUUGGUGGUUUCCUUUUAACACAGUCAGUUGUUCUGUGACAUAGAGCCUGGAUAAGAUCAGCCUCCAAGUUAUGCUGUCGGUACAUGUUUUAAACUGAUCAUGAGAACUGGAUAGUUUCUGCUGUAGUGCAAAGUAGCUGAUAGAGCUACUUGGUAAAACCAAAACUCCUAGCUGUUGCAUGAACCUGAUUCUUCCAAUGCCUGCAUAAACAUCUAAACAGGAGGAGGUAGCUGUGGCAAGUUCUGGUGCAAACCCACUUCUCUUUCAGAUCCACCUGACAAAAUGCUCCAGAUCCUCACAAUGCUGUUGCUGGAAACACAGCUCUCCAUGGUUUCAGCUUUAUUUACAGUUGAAGUUCCUCAACAGCUAUACAUUGUGGAGCAUGGGAGCAAUGUAACCAUGGAAUGCAGAUUCCCUGUGAACAGUUCAUUAAACCUAGGACUCCUGACGGUUGUUUGGGAGCAAAAAAGGCAGGGCCAGUCGAAAUCAAAAGAGGUGUACACGCUCCGCAAUGGGAAGGCAUCGCUUCCAUCACAACAUCAUGAUUAUGUAGGAAGAGCAGCACUUCUGCACAGCGAACUGAAACUGGGACGAGCUAUCCUUCAGAUCACCAGCGUGAAGAUCACAGAUGCGGGAUCAUACCUUUGUCUCAUUGACUAUCAGGGUGCGGACUACAAGUACAUUACUUUGGAAGUAAAAGCAUCCUACAAGAGAAUAAACACUCAAGUAAUGAGAAAACCAGGUGAAGACAAGUUUGUUUUUAUAUGCCAGUCAGAAGGCUUUCCUCUGGCAGAGGUUUUCUGGCAAAAUGAGAAGAACUUCAGUCUCAGUGGAUCUGCAAAUACCACCUAUACACUGACUGCAGACGGUCUCUACAAUGUCACCAGCAUCCUGACAUUCAAACCAAACCUGAGUGAGAACUACAGCUGUGUGUUCUGGAAUAAGGAACUGAAUGGACAAACUUCAGCUCAUAUUUCCACUUUAGCUUUAAUAAGUACACAGUAUAAUGGACAAAAAUCCCUGGUCUUAUUUAUCGUCCCCACGUGUGUGAUGGUGGCUGUUCUUCCCUCUGCAUUAAUAAUCUUUCAAAAGAGAAAAUCAUUUGAGAAUGGGCAACCCAAAGAAGACAGGAAAAGAAAACAUAACCCUAACCCGAAAGAUGAGAACAGAGAUGAUUUUAACUCUCAAACUGAGGCUUUAUACUUAUCAACUGUCACAGCUUCAAGAGACAGUGGGAGUGUGGGUCUCUGAAAACGCUUCAUCUCACAUGCCGUAAUUUGCACUUUUUGUAUCUGUUUUUGGGGACUUCAAAGGACAGUUACAGCACUUUAUCUUUGGCAUGAACAGUGAACUCAAGGGGAUUUAUUGCUACUGUAGCAAUGGAAAGCUAUGCUUCUUCAGAUACCCUAUUUUGAAGUUACUGAGAAUUAUGUGGUCAUGAAAUGUGGUUUACCAUUGCAGAGAGGGUGUCCAAGUGCCUUUGGUACACUUUUGCACUUACUGUUGCUCAAGUUUGUUUAAGAAUGCCUUUAUUAACUGUUCCAGUCUCAGGAAUGGUGCUUGGAUUCAAACAUCUUUCGGCAAGUUGAAUAAAAGCUGUACAUACUCUUAUUUCUAAACAGUCAUCUUUCAGGUGGAGAUAUCAUUACAUGCUCCUAUCUUAUUUCCAAACUUCCCAGCACAUUAAACUGGAAAUUACCACAAGCACCCACCGGCAUGGCAAUAUAUGGAAGGCGUUUCACAUCAAAAAAGCAAUAAAAGGUUGAAGUUAAAUCAAAGGACAGACAAAAAAAAUUUCUUAGGAGGAAUUUGGAAGCAGAAGUGAAAAGGAAGCUCAGAAGAUUUCUCCAGUGACUGUUUUUAAACAGUAAUUACAACUUUUCUCAAAGGAAAAGAUGAAUCUUUUCCAUGCCAGGCACUUAUCUGUCUUAUUUCCUAUUACUGGAACACCUAAAAAUGCCUCAUUCAACUCUGAACACACUGUGCACUGGGCAUAGCUUCUACAGUGCCAGUUUUGAAAAAAUGCCCAACAGGAACCAACUCUGCAUCUUAGUCAUCAGAUAGUGAAGCAAGGGCACUGGGUAGAAUCUGUCACGUUGUUUUCAAAAAGCGCUGGCUCUGGUCAGCUGUGUUUUCUCUUGAGAUGUAACAAGAUUGAAGGAAGGUGUUCACAUGGAAACUACUUUUGUCAUUGUCUUGCUCUUCGAAGACUGUUAUCUGUUUCACAAAAAAUAUUGUAUCAAUUAUGUUAAGGUUUUCUUCAUAGCACUUGCUCUGGAUUUAGAUGGGAGCUGCUUCUCCAGGGUCACGUUGCAGCUAUUUACUUCGGCACAAAGUGGACCUACAGUGCUGCUACGAGCCCAGAAGGACAAGAUGCACACCCCCCCCCCCCCCCAUCUAUUUUACCAGGAUAGCUGAUUUUGAAUAGCAGGGCUGCUGUUGAUUUACCUGUAGAAGAGAAAACCGAAUGUCUCUCUCUGUCAUCACUUCAGUUAUCCAUGUGUUGUACCUUUAAAUACUCAUUUGAGGCUAUAGGAUUUAGUUGAGACAAAUCCCUGCUAGGAUUGUAAUGUCCUUGCUGACAUGGCAAAUCAGGUAGAUGUCAGAGAAUCAGAGGCAGCUUCUUGAAGCACUUGUGUAGCUUCAGAUGCAAUAGCAGCUUAGGGACUGCCCUGGCUUGCACCACCUAGCAACACUUAAGGGUGAGUACAUAAGGUCAAGCAAUUUCUCCCCGUGCCAGAUUUGUAUUCUGCUGGGAACUAUGAGCCCCUUCUGUCAGCCACAGUGAAAAAUCUAACCCAGUGUAUUCCUGGAAGGACUUAAUUUUGCAUUUUUCUAUUUCUUUUUUCCUUGUAAUCAUAAAAUGGAAGUAAUUCAUACUGAAUUUAUGUGGAUGAACAGUGUGGAUAUACUAACACCACAGCCUUUGAAAUUAGAUUAUGGUGAUUAUCAUUGUACCUUACUGAAAUGAAAGUCAUCCUGACAUCAUCUUACGCCGCUGAGCAAAUGCUGCCUGGGUUUGGGCGGGGAAGAACAGGUGUGGGCAGCACUUGGUGCCCGUUUUACAGGCAUAGCAAACACUGUCCUGCUUCCCUAUUCAUGGUCUGUAUACUGCUAGGUUUCACCCAGUAUCCCUAGGCAGAGGCAGCCCAGCUUUGCACAGCAGUCCUAUGCCCUACCCACCCCGUUUCACAUGAAAGGAGCAAUAGCACUAUUUGCUGUGAUAACCGUAAGAACAUCCAGAAAUAUAUCCUUGGUUUACAGGUUUCUGUAUUUUUACCAGCUCUUACUGGGUACUUAAGAACUGCAAUAAAAACUAAUCAGGAUGGUUGUCACAUUUUAGUUUGUGAAACUUAGCUUGUCAGCAGCUUGGCCAGUCUAUAUGUGUCUAUGAAUUCAUGCAUGAGUUGUUUUUCACUGUAAACCAUGGAGCAUAUGAUACGGGUGUGAUACGAUGAGUCUCUGUUCUUCCUGCUUCAGCUACUGUUUUACAUGUGGGUAUCCUGAAACAGCUGAAAAGUUUUCAGAUACAGAUAAACUGUCUGCAAACUG